This is a messenger RNA of Mugil cephalus (flathead mullet), 2278 nucleotides long. Its product is annotated as dematin-like. NCBI's taxonomy places the organism in Eukaryota, Metazoa, Chordata, Actinopteri, Mugiliformes, Mugilidae. Gene Ontology annotation, molecular function: actin filament binding. The coding region runs from base 261 to 1484 and encodes 407 amino acids. The record is from RefSeq and is a predicted model, not a curated record. Gene Ontology annotation, cellular component: actin cytoskeleton; plasma membrane. The transcript is spliced from 18 exons. Gene Ontology annotation, biological process: lamellipodium assembly; actin filament bundle assembly; cytoskeleton organization.
GGGGUGAGUGCUGCUAUCUCUCUCUCUCAGAUGAUCCGUGGACGUGGGAGCGAUCAGAGCUGGUGUCGGAGCUUCUGGAUGUUUCAGGAGGCUGCAGAGCUCAGACGUCCACAGCUCCAACAUUCUUCAUUUAAAGCCAAGGCCAACGUGUCCCUGAAGUGGUCGUGUGUGUUUCAGGUGCUGAUCGGGCAUCGGAGCGCUGAAGACAAACAGACAUGAUCCCUUUCUCUCCCUGAGGAACUGACCAAUCAGCAGUCAGGAUGAUGCCCAAGCAGCAGGUGGCCCAGACGUCUCCUGGGAGCGUCUUGUCCCUCAGAGGGACCAGCGUCCCUGGGUCCCCGGCCGCUGCCAUCGUGGCCAGAGUGGAGGACGGCGUCAUCGGCUACAAGGACUUGGCUGCGUUACCGAGAGACAAAGCCAUCCUGGACAUAGAGCGACCUGACCUGAUGAUCUACCAGCCGCAUUACUGCUACAGUCCACUGGAGAGGUCCUUGUCUCCUCGGUCCAUCUCUCCUCCUGCCUCCCCAGAGAAUCUGUCCAAGGAGUGGCUGGAGAACCGGUCACAAGGAGGUUCCUCACCUUGUUCCACCAUCCAGACCAGCAGAACACAGAGAACGCUCACACCGCCCACUCCACAAACACCCAACACCCCCAACCCCCCGGGCUCUGGUCCCAAGGCCUCGGUGCAGCACUUCCACAGACCCGAGAACGGCAGCAACAUUUAUAAGAAACCUCCGAUCUACAAACAAGAUGUGUUGUCCUCCGUCGUCCCUCAGGGGAAACACAUCGAGGAUCUGAUCAUAGAGUCCUCAAAGUUUCCAGCCGCUCAGCCUCCGGACCCCAACCUGCCCUCCAAGAUCGAGACCGAGUACUGGCCCUGCCCCCCCUCCCUGGCCGUGAUUGAGAAGGAGUGGAAGAAGAAGGAGCAGAGGGAGGAGGAGGAGGAGGAGGAGGAUGGAGAGCUGGUUAAUGAGCUGUGGGGUCUCAGGGCGCUUCAGAAACAGGAACUCAACAAGAUUCAGUCGAACCUGGGUAAAAUCAUCCUGAAGGAGGAGCUGGAGAAAUCUGCCGCCCCCCUGAGGAGGAAGACUCGCUCUCUGCCCGACCGCAGCCACAACACAGGGUCCAGCGUCUCGAGGUCGGUAUAUUUCCCAGCAUCCUCUAGGAGCGGUCUGUCCAGGCUUCAGUCGACUGAGUUCAGCUCCUCAGAGAAAACUGCUGCAGGUCUUCAGAACGGAGACUCCAGGAUGGACAGAGGGAACUCCCUCCCCAGCAUGCUGGAACACAAGAUUUACCCGUACGAGACGCUGGUGGUGACUCACAGAGGAAGAAAGAAGCUCCCCCCGGACGUGGACCGCACCAGGCUGGAGAGACAUCUGUCCCAGGAGGAGUUCUUCAGCGUCUUCGGGAUGUCCAUCGAGGACUUCGACGGCCUCUCCGUCUGGAAGAGGAACGACCUGAAGAGGAGGGUCUGUCUCUUCUGACGGAGGAGAGGUUUUCAGAGUUUCUGCUGCCUGUUUGAACCUGGAAAGCUUCAGAGCACAAACCCAGAGGAAACCAGCGUCUCAGUUAGCAUGUUAGCAUGUUAGCAUAUUAGCUGGGGCUCAGGACUCCCUGCAGUCUCCAGAUUUGAUCCUGGAUCAGUUCUGCUGCGGUCGGACAUUUAACCAACAUUCCCGCUGUCGGUCUUUUAGAAGGAUCGUUCCUAUUGGCUUAGCCAGCUAUGAUGUCACAGCGACGGCGUUUCUUUCCCAGCACCCAAGAGGAAAAGGCUGUUUGACGGCAGUCAGUCAGGCUGAUGCUAAUGCUACGAGCUAACCGGGUCCUGCGAGUUUCUCUGUUGGGAACUGAUUCAGAAUAAAAAUUAAGAAGAGUAACAGACGUCUGAUGAGUUAAGAAGAAAAACCUGCUAGCCUAGCGUAGCCAGACCUAGCGCUUAGCAGGGUCAGAGUCUGGAUUUCAACCAGUCAGAUGAUGCAUAUGACGACAGUUUAGGUUCUUUUAAAGGACUAGACGCAGUAACUUACGUACGUAGCCUACGUGAACUCACUAGGCAGCGCUGUGUCUGCUUUGCUGUUUCUACGUCUUGCUUCACUUUCAACAGUGGAGACCGGAACUGACAAAUGUCUGUGUCUCCAAACCUCCUCCUUUAACCGUCUUUAUUGAUCCAAAACAGUUCAUUAGAAAAUGAUGAAGAUGGAGGUGUAUAAAAUAAGGAACAUGCUACGACCCACAUUUAAAAGACAACACAAUAAAACAGAUAAAAAAAAUACUUAUA